Messenger RNA from Staurois parvus, 308 nucleotides. The record is from the annotation of a GenBank genome assembly. NCBI's taxonomy places the organism in Eukaryota, Metazoa, Chordata, Amphibia, Anura, Ranidae.
CAGAGACUGCGGACACACUACAGGGAUGCCCAGAGACUGCGGACAGUACAGGAGAUGACCAGAGACUGCGGACAGUACAGGAGAUGACCAGAGACUGCGGACACAGUACAGGAGAUGACCAGAGACUGCGGACAGUACAGGAGAUGACCAGAGACUGCGGACACAGUACAGGAGAUGACCAGAGACUGCGGACACAGUACAGGGAUGACCAGAGACUGCAGACACAGUACAGGGAUGACCAGAGACUGCGGACAUACAGAGAUGACCAGAGACUGCGGACACAGUACAGGAGAUGACCAGAGACUGCG